ACAUCAGCUGAUGACUUCCGUUGUUGCCAUUCUGCUUGUCGUUGGAGAUAAGAACAAUUGCAGAAGCGCUUUCUUUCAUCCAAGAACGGACUCGGUUUCCCUGGUCUUGUUGAUGUCAAAUUAAGGAUUAAGAAGAAAUUGCAGCAGUGUCCCUCUCCUCAGUCGUCGCUAACAUUCCAUCAAUGAGUGCUUCGGACAGUGAAGAGGACUCCUACAAUGAGAGGACAGCUCUGGUUGCAUCCAAGAUACCGCCUGUGCCAUCUUACCAACAAGACCCCGACCAACCCCAGCCUGCAGACAUGGAGCCCAGGCGGCACCCGGUGGCCCCAGAGCCUGCAGCUGAGCCCCCCAGCCUGGACAGGAGUGUCGUGGAGCGGGAGCCCGUAGACCUGGAGGACGACGAGGAGCUCACCCUCAAGUACGGCGCCAAGCAUGUCAUCAUGCUGUUCGUCCCCGUCACCCUUUGCAUGGUGGUCGUCGUAGCCACCAUCAAGUCGGUCAGCUUCUACACUGAGAAGAACGGACAGCAGCUGAUCUACACGCCAUUCACAGAGGACACAGACACGGUGGGCGAGCGGCUGCUCAACUCUGUGCUCAACACCCUCAUCAUGAUCAGCGUCAUCGUGGUCAUGACCAUCUUCCUGGUCGUGCUUUACAAAUACCGCUGCUACAAGUUCAUUCACGGAUGGCUCAUCCUGUCCUCACUGAUGCUGCUCUUUUGGUUCAGCUUCUUGUACCUGGGGGAGGUAUUUAAAACCUACAACAUGGCCAUGGAUUACCCCACAGUAGCCAUGAUCAUCUGGAACUUUGGGGCAGUGGGAAUGAUCUGCAUACACUGGAAGGGGCCCCUGCAGCUGCAGCAGGCCUACCUCAUCGCCAUCUCGGCCCUCAUGGCCCUGAUGUUCAUCAAGUACCUGCCCGAGUGGUCCGCCUGGGUCAUCCUGGGAGCCAUCUCCGUCUACGAUUUGGUUGCAGUCUUGUGCCCCAAAGGUCCUCUCAGGAUGCUUGUAGAGACAGCACAGGAGCGCAACGAGCCCAUCUUCCCUGCACUCAUAUAUUCAUCUGCCAUGAUAUGGAUGGUUGGGAUGGCCAACCCAGCAAUAAAUGCAGAGCCCACAAAUGAAGAGACAGACGAGGAAGCACAUCAGAGUGAGGGCAGCGCCCUGGCGGGAGACUGGGCGGAGCCAGAGAUCCAAGUGUCCUCAGGGAUGAACAGGUCCUACUCAACCGAGGAUGACCUAGACGAGGAAGACCGAGGAGUCAAGCUGGGACUGGGGGACUUCAUCUUCUACAGUGUGCUGGUGGGGAAGGCUGCCACCACCGGAGGAGACUGGAACACCACGCUGGCAUGUUUUGUGGCCAUUCUCAUAGGACUCUGCCUCACUCUUCUACUGCUGGCCAUAUUCAAGAAGGCCCUCCCAGCUCUCCCCAUCUCCAUCACCUUUGGCCUGGUCUUCUACUUCUCUACAGACAACCUGGUCCGCCCCUUUAUGGACAACCUCGCCGCACACCAGUUCUACAUCUGACUUCCCCUCUGGGGGGUCAGUGGAACGCACAACCAUUUUUUCCCCCACGCCUGUUCUUGUGUUUUCCACCAAUGGUAGUCUGUGAGCAAAGAUUUGAUUGGGGGGGCUAUAAUGCUUUUAAAUCAGAUUGUGUAUAUUUUGCUAACAGGUCACCACAAACGAGGGUAAAAUGCAUCAGUGAUUGUUUCAUGUGGCCUUCAAUGUGGCAGAUAGACAGAUACACUUGUCUUGUAUCAAUGUG
Messenger RNA from Coregonus clupeaformis (lake whitefish), 1767 nucleotides. Its product is annotated as presenilin-2-like. The record is from RefSeq and is a predicted model, not a curated record. Gene Ontology annotation, biological process: calcium ion transport; membrane protein ectodomain proteolysis; amyloid-beta metabolic process. NCBI's taxonomy places the organism in Eukaryota, Metazoa, Chordata, Actinopteri, Salmoniformes, Salmonidae. Gene Ontology annotation, molecular function: aspartic endopeptidase activity, intramembrane cleaving. Gene Ontology annotation, cellular component: growth cone; perinuclear region of cytoplasm; dendritic shaft. The transcript is spliced from 11 exons. Bases 183 to 1526 code for a protein of 447 amino acids.